UUUGUAGAUGGCUGAACCUGUGGCUGAACACGCUGGUGAAGGCAACUGUUUUAAGUUUGUAGUGCGAGGAAACUACGAGGAUACGCUCCGCUACCUCGAGAGGGAAAAGGCCAAACAGCGAGCUGAUGUGAGGUUCGCUUUCGAUACCCGGAAAUGCUCAGUGGACCAGAACUGCCAGACUCCUGAUAAUUUCUUCCACGACGUAUUGCAGCUUCACCAUGCUACUGGCACUAUUCGCCGUAAGAAGGCCCUUAUCGAGGAGAAUCGCAACCGGUACAGCAAAGAUUCUGGUUUCUCGGAUUGGAAUAGCCUAGAGCGAACUAGUCAGAAUAAAGUCAGUAUGGAUAGGACGCCUAUCAGCCAGAUUCAGUUUCAGCCGCCAAUUGACACAAGCGAUUUAGUGCUGGACCAAAACAUAAUCGAUCUGAUUGAUCUUGGUAGGUUUUCUCACCUUACGCGACCUGACCCACUUGAGCACGUCCUGGAGAACCAGAAAGCGCACUUCUCCUCUCAGAGCAGCUUAACUUCCACAAGCACCUGCACAUCUCAAAGCACUUGUGCAUCCCAAAGCACUUGUGCGUCUCAAAACACGCCACAUAGCAGAGGAUAUCGUAGUUCCCUGCCAUGUAUUCAAAAUACGCCGCAACAUAGCAGGUCGUCUCGAAGUUCCCUGCCAGCUAUUCAAAACACGCCACAACAUAAUAGAUCGUCUCGAAGUUCCCUGGCUUCAACUACCUCUUCUCAACCAGGCCAGAUAUAUAACCACAGUGAUUCCUACCAGAGUGACUACAGCGAGCUGGUCCCAGAAGAGGUGGACUACUUUGACAAGCACGCUCUGGACAUUGAGAGGAUCAGUCCUACACAGGCCACGGUGCAGCUGAGCAAGAAAGUGCGAAACAAGCAUCUCCAGGAGGUGAUCCGGACUAAUGUGAAGAACAGGGUCUCAGCCCAGUCCACUCUCUCUGAUCUCUUCGAGGAUCUGGAUGAUUUGUGUGAUGGGAUAGCUAAUAGGAUACAAGAGAAGCUGAUCGAGAAGACUGAUAGUGGUACAGGGCCGUCUAGUCCGUUUUCAGAUAGAACAAGACGUGUAUCUGCUUUUGAUAGCCCGAUCCUUCCUAGAAGAACUUCUGAGUACACCUCCAGAGAAACAACCCCGGUCCCCAACAAUGCUAAUCAGGAUCCACUUGAUCCUGCCCGUAAAUCUUCCAUUAAUUUGGAACUCGACUUGGAUCGAAAUAAUUCUAUGAAUGUGGAGGUGCCUCGAUACAAGAACACUGAAACUCAGUACAGUCCUGAGCUGAAGAGGAAGAAGAAAGGCAAGACAAAGAAACUCUUCAGAUCUAACUCCGCUGGUGAUAUCCUAGACGAAGUACCACAACUAUCUGAACUUCGAAAGAUUGAAAACAAAAAAGCAACUUCCAUGAAGAGAAAAUCGUCCUUAUUUGAUGAUUUCAAACGGCGAGUCUCCAUCAAACCAUCAGCGAAGGCACCAACACUAGCACCAACACCAGAACCUCCCCAACCCCCAACACCUCCUCCAGAGAUAGAGUACAACGAGGACACAACCAAAGACAUCCAGACUCCCCGUUACAUCCACAAGCAGCACGCCAAAGUCAUGUCAGAGAUCAAGGAUGCUAUGGAGGUGGCGCAGAUGGACAUCCCAGCCAUGUUCAUAUACGAUGUGGAUCUCCAGAACGAAGUGUGGGUCUCCCAGCCUGGUGAUAAGAGGAUAUUCCAGCUGGAGAAGGCUUGUUAUGUUUGUAGGGAGGGGUUUAAGAAGAGUGCUUUUAUUGUGUGCAGCGGUGGUCUGUUCUGGCAUUCCGCCUGCUUUUUGUGCGUGCAGUGUUUCCAACCGUUCAAGGACCCCAACGACCCGUCCCAGGAAAGCGUGUUCUACGAGCACGAGGACAGACCCUACUGUCACAACUGUUACACUGUCAACUUCGCUCCCAUGUGCUUCACUUGUGGUGGCUGGGUAAUAGGACGUGUAAUAGAAGCUCUGGAUGUGAAGUGGCAUCCGGAGUGUUUCGGGUGUUACAUGUGUGGUGCGGAGCUCUGUGAAAACGGUUUCUUUAAACAUAAUGGCAGACCGAUCUGUAUUGACUGUCACGAUCUGCUGAAGAAGAAGAAGAAGUAUAUCUGUAACAAGUGUUUCACGCCGAUAGAAGAGUUCGUCUUGUGGUACCUCAAGGAAUCUUAUCAUCCUUAUCAUUUCUCAUGCCAGAAUUGCUAUAAACCACUGGAUAACAAGUACAAAGAGAAAGACAACCAGUUCUACUGCCAGCUGUGUUUCGACACGGUUAUACAGGAUGUGUGUGCUGCGUGUAAGAAGGCUAUAGAUGGACGUGCCAUCAAGGCAGCCAGCAAGGCUUGGUGCCCUGAGCACUUCCUGUGUUACCAGUGCGAGCGACCCUUAUCUGGGGACAAGUUCAUGUUGAACGAGGGUAAACCCUACUGUCAGUACCAUUACAUGAAGAUGUUCGGAGUAAGGUGCUUCUACUGUGACAACCGUUCCAGUAUGCAAGUUAUCAAGGUGCUGAACAAAAACUACUGCGAGAACCAUUUCUUCUGUACCGGAUGCGAUACUCUUCUCGAGGAAAAGAAGUCAAAGGUCAUAGAGAUGGAUAUGAAGCCGUACUGUCGGCAUUGUUACGACAAAUUCCCCUCUGAUAUGCGACGCAAGCUUCUCGAUAGCGCUAACAUGACCGCCAAGAGCAAGAAGCAGACGAUGAAAAAAGACAAGAAAGGCAGCAUGAAGAAACCAAAGAAGGAGAAGAAGGCAGAUAACCGGGAAAUCACGAAUGCCACCGAGACUGCCUCAUAGGAAAUUAUAGCGUUUAGACGAUAUUAUAUAAUGUGAAAUUGUAAAUUUUAAACAUUUUUGGGAUAGUUUAACGAUGGAAUGCGCUGAAGAAGCAGCAACAUUGUUCGGCCCCAUCUAAGGAAUUCCCACACCUGUGUAUAAUACGAGAGAGAUUCGUUACUGCACAUUAAAAGCCAAGUGGAAGAGUAGUUAUUGACGUCAGAGUGGCGUCAGAGUGGCUGUUAAUUUAACACUGAAGACAAUCAAUAUAACGUAAUGUGUAGCCAUACAUUGUGCGAGAUGUAGCUCUGUUGUUUGAGAAAUGAACACACUCAUUGAACAUUAUUUAUCAUUAUUGCUUGUAAUUCCGUGAAAAUUGAACUUUAUUUUUUCUGGUAUUGUAGUAGAUUGGAUACUCAACGAAAAAUCGUUAAAGCACCUAUUCGACUCAUUCAGUUUUUAACUUCACUUAUGUUUGAUCUUUUAAUUUUAAGACGUUUUAACCCCUAGUUCAGUACUAAUUAAUGGAUUGUACAAUAAUUAAAAUAGGAUUCAAGGUUUAGCAAUUAUGUCUUUUAAUCUAGAACAGUUUUACGUAAGUUAAAGGCGGAAGUUUUGAGAAUAUUGGGUUUUGCAUGUAUCCGCGUGACAAUAUAUUCUCUUUAGCGUAGUUUGUAGUCCUGGAUUGGAAAACUUUUUUUUGUUAGUUUAAAUGAUUUUUGGAAGUGAUGUACGAACAUUGUAUGUAAGGUGGAAUUUGUGAGUUUAUGAUUUAUUGUACCGUGUAGCAAUGUUGCAUACCAAUGCGUUCUACGCUCUAUAAAGAUUGUAAAUAUUCGGAAAUUAAGUAUUAACUCUUACUUGAACAACUGGGGUAUGAAUUAACUCAACUUAUUUUUAUUCUAAUUUCUCAAAAAUGCGUACAUAAAAGAGCAAUAUUAUAAUUAUGAGAUACAGAUUUUGUAAAUUGAGCUUAAUUUUUGUAAAA
Molecule: messenger RNA, 3791 nt
Organism: Bolinopsis microptera
Lineage: Eukaryota; Metazoa; Ctenophora; Tentaculata; Lobata; Bolinopsidae
Product: LIM domain-containing protein B-like
Exons: 8
Coding region: 8-2824 (938 amino acids)
Biological process (GO): cell-cell adhesion; positive regulation of substrate adhesion-dependent cell spreading; cell-cell junction organization
Cellular component (GO): cell-cell junction; cytoplasm; focal adhesion
Source: RefSeq, a predicted model, not a curated record